Messenger RNA from Daldinia vernicosa, 1839 nucleotides. Its product is annotated as Formamidopyrimidine-DNA glycosylase N-terminal domain-containing protein. The transcript has 3 exons. The record is from RefSeq and is a predicted model, not a curated record. Gene Ontology annotation, molecular function: damaged DNA binding; DNA-(apurinic or apyrimidinic site) endonuclease activity; DNA N-glycosylase activity. Gene Ontology annotation, cellular component: nucleus. Lineage: Eukaryota; Fungi; Ascomycota; Sordariomycetes; Xylariales; Hypoxylaceae. Bases 376 to 1647 code for a protein of 423 amino acids. Gene Ontology annotation, biological process: base-excision repair.
UGAGACAUUCCCUAUUUGUAACUAACUUUUAAACUUUUAAAUGCCUCUUAUUAUCACACUACCUACUACAUAGACUAUGUACCUAGGCAAUUAUUCAUCUGAUCUCACCGCCAAGAAGUCGAGGCCAUCAGAUCUGAUUUAAGUCAGAUGGCCAGAUUUGAAGCCACAGCAUCAAUCACGCAUGAGGCUGAGGCACGUACCUUUUUGUUUACAUUCAUUCAUUCAGUCAAUCAAUCUAUCAGUCUUUAUGAUUUAUGCCAGAUAGAAAUUUAUAACAUCUAGUUUUGAGUUGAUUGGAUAAUUAAUCAAGUUGUACUCUCUUGUAAUAACCACUUAAUUACACAAAUCUGCUUUUACCUUUUAUUAGUCUUUGCCAUGCCUGAGAUUGCCGAAGUCGCUCGCGUCGUCCAUUUCCUCCGUUUGCAUUUAACUGGCAAGACCAUCAGCAAGGUGAUAGCUCCAGACGAUAGCAAUGUAUUUGGGAAAGUUGGGACGAGCGGCCCGGCGUUUGAAAGGGCUCUCACGGGGAAGAAGGUGGUAGAAGUCGGCAGUCAGGGGAAAUAUUUCUGGAUGGUACUGUCUAAACCGCCACAUCCGGUCAUGCAUCUAGGAAUGUCCGGCUGGGUUCAGAUUAAGGGCAUACAAACGGGAUAUACACGGUACAUCGAGAGGACCAAAAACGACAAAGAGCAAUGGCCCCCUAAGUACUGGAAGUUCCAGCUUGAGACGGACAGCAAUCCCAAAGUAGAAGUUGCCUUCACCGACUUCCGCCGUUUCGGCCGCAUCCGUCUCGUACAUUGUCCCGGAGACGAAAUCAGAAAGCAUUCGCCUCUGGUUGAGAACGGGCCAGAUCCGGUCCUCGACAAAGACGUGUUUACCGAGGACUUCUUGCGGCAGAAGAUGAAGCGCAGACACGUCCCUAUCAAAGCCUUGCUGCUAGACCAAGCCACGGUCAGCGGGAUUGGUAACUGGGUCGGUGAUGAAAUCAUGUACCAAGCGAAGCUCCACCCGGAGCAGUACUGCGACGACUUCGACGACGCGGACGUAAGCACAUUAUACAAGGCCAUCAAGUACGUGUGCGAGACCGCGGUGGAGAAACUAGGCGACUCGGACGAGUUCCCGGAAGAUUGGCUGUUUAAGCACCGCUGGGGCAAGGGGAAGAAAGACUCGGCGACUACGCUGCCGAACGGCGACGCGAUUACGCAUAUCACGGUCGGCGGACGGACAACGUGCGUGGUUCCCAGCGUGCAGAAGAAGAGGGCGCGCGCUACUACUACUAUCUACGACGUCAAGGAAGAAUCCGUAGAGGUGGAAGUGGAUGAUGAUGGGACAGAAAGCCGUUUCUUCAAGGAUAAGGGUAAGGGUAAAGCCAAGAAGCAAGUGAAGAGAGGUAAAUUAGAGGUAGAGAUAAAGGAAGAGGAUCGCCCAAGCAAGAAGGUUAGGACUACGAAGGCGAAGUUGGUUACGCGGGUUAAGAAAGAGGAAAAGGAAGAGGGAGACGAAGAAGAAAAGGAGGACGAAGAAAAACCAGCCCCGAAGGCGUCCCGGAAGUCGAGUAAGCACAAGAGGGAAGAAACAAAACCAGUCAAAUCCGAGCCCGAGCUUGGGAGAAGGCGAUCAAGUAGACUCAGCCGUGUAGCAGCUUAGCCACAAAGCCAGGAGGCAAGUGUUAUUUUUAUCGUGUAGUUAUAAUACAUAACCGGUACGAUUAUACGGGAUAGACACUUGUAGCCCCUCUACAGGUAGAAGAUAUAUGAUCGUGAGCAUCAAUACACGAAACAUAUUCUGAAGAUAUAAUAAUUAAAUAUAGUUAACUUAGGUGGGUAUUAACAGUAACAU